Molecule: messenger RNA, 1015 nt
Organism: Rhodamnia argentea
Lineage: Eukaryota; Viridiplantae; Streptophyta; Magnoliopsida; Myrtales; Myrtaceae
Product: methyl-CpG-binding domain-containing protein 8-like
Exons: 1
Coding region: 93-818 (241 amino acids)
Source: RefSeq, a predicted model, not a curated record
AAUCAAAAUCCCAGCCCUCUUUUCUCCCUCAACCGAGCCUCCUCCGCACCGCAUCGUAACCACCCAUAAAAACCCCCAAAUCUCUCGAUGCAAUGGACGCCGCCGGCGCAGCCUCCUCCGCCUCCGACGACUCCGGCCAUACCCCCCUCCACGCCGACUCCCUCCCCCUCAUCGACCUCCGCCUCCUGACCCAAUCCGAGCUCUACUCCCUCUCCCUCUCGACCUCCUCCUCCGCCUCCUCCGCCCACGACGACGGCGUCCUCAUCCCCAAGAUCGACCGCUCCGUCUUCAACGAAUCCGCCGGCAGCCGCAAGCAGACCUUCUCCCGCCUCCGCCUCGCCCCCCGCGGCACCGCUGCCGCCUCCUCCUCCUCCUCCUCCUCGUCCGCCCUUUCCCGCCAAAAGCCGCCGCCGCCGCCUCACGAGCCGCUCGACGAGGACAACUCCCGCAUCAUCUCGCUCCUCCAACGCCUCUUCGCCAAGGACGCCCCCUCGACCGAUCCGGCCGCCCAGGCCGAUCCCCCCAUUGUGGCCGCCGGUCGGGACGACGACGCUGACCUAAUUCAAGUUCGGAUCGACUACGACGAAUGCCUCACCGAUUGCUCUACAACUGCGGUGCAGAGUGUGCCGAUUGAGGUCGUGGACCUCGGGCCGAUGAAGCGGAAGCGAGGCCGGCCAAGAAAAUUCAAGAACGCGGCGAUUCUGGGGGAGGCCGACGAUGCCGCCGGGUUGUUCGAGAACGACGGCGAAGGGACGGCGACUGAGACGAAGUCGAAUGAAGAUUCGGUUCGACUGGAGGACUCCAUGAAGGUCAUUUAGUCGUAGUUACAGGACAAAAUUGAAAAUUUUGUCCCCAUUUCUUCUUUUUUUUUUUUGGGGGGUUUCUGUUUUUCAGGUAAAAAAAUUCGAUUUUGGGGGUCCUUUUUGAUGUUACGAUUGAAUCAGAGAUGAUCAUGUUUUGUACCUCAAAUUCAAAUUAGCAAUUGGUACUUCCGUGGCAAGUCGUACUGCUUUGG